AUGGGUUCUAGACAAAUUGUAGAAAAGUCUCUGUCUAUGUUAAGGUCUCUCCCAAGAAUAUCACUUGCCAAUAUACGUGAUAACCCUAACUGCAAAAAAAAAUCAAAGCGAGGCCGUGCGCAGCAUGGUGGAGAUAAACAUGGUGCUGGCAACAAGGGGUCAGGCCAGAGACAGAAUUUCAUGAGAUUAGGUUAUGAAACUGGAAAUAACCCAUUUUAUUUGCGUGUCCCUCAAGAACAUUAUUACAGAGGUCAUCAUCUUAAAAGAGAAUACCCACCUUUUACUUUACUUCAGCUACAAACUAUCAUUGACAAAGAUUGGGUGGACAUAUCAAAGCCUAUAGAUAUUGCCAGUAUUAUUAAAUCUGGCAUCUAUACUUUCUAUCCUGACCAAAAACAAUUUGGCAUUCACCUGACAGAUGAAGGGUUGGACAAUUUUUCAGCAAAAAUCAAUAUUGAAGUUCAGUGGGCUAGUGAACAAGUUAUAGCUGCUAUAGAGAGAAAUGGUGGAGUCAUUACAACUGCAUACUAUGAUCCACACAGUCUGUUUUUACUCAAAAAUCCUAAAAAGUUUUUUGAAUCUGGCCAGGCUAUCCCUAGAAGAAUGAUUCCACCCCCUGAUGCCAUUGAGUAUUAUACAAGUGCUAAAACCAGGGGUUACCUGGCAGAUCCAGAGGAAAUAUCAAAGGAGAGAUUGAAACUUGCACAAAAAUAUGGAUAUGAUCUACCUAACAUUGAAAAUGAUCCAAACAACAAUAUGCUUUGUGAAAGGAAGGAUCCUAGACAAAUAUUUUAUGGUCUGCAACCAGGAUGGGUUGUAAACCUAAAGGAUAAUUGUAUUCUGAAGCCAAAGGAUCAGGACCUAUUACAAUUCUUUAAUUCUUAA
Arctia plantaginis is the source of this 885-nucleotide messenger RNA. The record is from the annotation of a GenBank genome assembly. Lineage: Eukaryota; Metazoa; Arthropoda; Insecta; Lepidoptera; Erebidae.